Messenger RNA from Dendrobium catenatum, 2069 nucleotides. RefSeq names its product RNA-binding protein 38. Gene Ontology annotation, molecular function: RNA binding. Bases 179 to 1057 code for a protein of 292 amino acids. The transcript is spliced from 6 exons. The record is from RefSeq and is a predicted model, not a curated record. Lineage: Eukaryota; Viridiplantae; Streptophyta; Magnoliopsida; Asparagales; Orchidaceae.
CUCUCUCAGAACCUUCUCAACCCCUAGACCUGAUAAAACCGAUCGUCUCCCCUCUCUUAAGCUUCAAUCAAGUGGUAAGACAGAAGGUGAAAGAAAGAGAGAGAGAAAAAAAAAUCAGAAGAGGAAGGAAGAUAAUUAGGAUCGAUCUGAUCAGUUGAGAAGGAGACAGAGGUCGAAGAUGACACCCAAUUUGGCUGGGCAACAGUUUGGUGACACCACCUAUACUAAAGUGUUCGUUGGUGGACUUGCUUGGGAGACUCACAAGGAUACCAUGAAGCAAUACUUUGAGCAGUUUGGAGAGAUCUUAGAGGCUGUGAUCAUCUCUGAAAAGACCACUGGUAGAUCCAAAGGCUAUGGAUUUGUUACCUUUAGCGAGCCCGAGGCAGCUACAAGAGCUUGUGCUGAUCCUUCGCCUGUGAUCGAUGGAAGGAGGACUAAUUGCAAUAUUGCUUCUCUAGGGAUCAAAAGAUCCUGGCCAACAACCCCUCAACAUGUUGGAGCCAACAGCUUUAAGCUUAUGAAAUCUUUCCAAGGGGACAUGCAAGGUGGGAUGACAAACGCUUUCCCUCCUCUUGUGGCCUUCCCUCAUUAUGCCAUCCAUCAUGCUGUUCCCUAUCAUGUAUACAGCUACUCUCCAUACGCUCCGGACUAUCCUUACCCUACGACAUAUUGCUAUGGGGAUGUGGCUACUCAGUAUCCAAUAUAUGAAGGCACUGAUAUUACUAAUGGAAUGGUAAAUGGAACAAAUAAUUCUUUCUAUCCAUAUCUCCAGUUCGUGAAUGGGGAGACAAGCCAUGGCGUACAAUACCCACAGCUAAUCCGCCACUCAGUCAUUAGCUCGACAGCAGGAGUUACAGAAUUUGCACUUGAGCAAUAUGGAAUAUCUACCCCAUUGUCUUUCGCACCAAGCUUUACUCCACAAAUUUCAGGCAUGGCAUUUGCUCUCCCUCUGCCAUCUCUACCAACUCCAACAGCGAAACACUACAAGCUAGUUGUCCCUACUCCAUUCUCCACUGCAACGGUAGCAGCCAACAACCCUUGGCCUAACCAUGGUUAAAUCUUCAUCUAUUUUCUCUCCUUUCCCAUCUCUUUCAGUAUUUUCUUCUCUUUGUCCAUCCUUCAGAUGAAACCAAUCAUUUAAAUUGGGAAGGACUUGAGGUUUUAGAGAUUUUGAUAGCUUAAUGCUUCUCAACCCAACUUAAUUGGGGUGCUAAAUGUUCAUCAUGAACCAAGAGAAAGGGAUUCUCUUGUAACAAUCUUUAAGCUUUCUUUAUGUAGCAAAUGUACGACAUUUAUACAUAGUGUGCACGUCUUUUGCAUGCAUGCUUGCAAGGACACUAAGGUUCUUCUAUAGGGCAAGGGUUAGCCCUACCAUUUGACCUAACUAACUUUAGCUUAGCUAGCUAGUGGAAGUGCUUGGUUGACCCCACAUGACUUUAUCAAUUGUGGUAAGUCAUUACCAAUCCUUACAUGACAUUUUGGUCAUCCUAACCUUACCUAGGGAAAGGUAAGAAUGUUACUGUACAAUCAUUUUAUUCAUUUUAAUUUUUUUGUUUUUGUCUUCCCCUUUGUUGUUUUGUAUACAUGCACCAUGCAUAUGGCAGUUUUAGCUGCGUAUGAGGAUAGGUUUUCAUAAGAUCUUCCUUGCAUGAGAGGACUCCUGGAAUGGUAAUCCAGGCGUUCUCCUAUAUAUCAUUUGGGAGAAUUGGUUUUUCCCCAUCAUUAAUGUAACCAGUGGGUUCCCUAGGGAUAUAUUUUUGGUCCUUUUGGUCCAACGUUUACCAUGGUUAGGCUCUCUCUCUCUCUCUCUCUCUCUCUCUCUCUCUCUCUCUCUCUCUCAAUGUAUUGGGUUAUUUUGCAAUAAAAUGACCGUUGAUGCUAUUAUGUGGACUUCUUAAGAUAUGGAUUGUAAUAACGUUACUAUGGAAGCUAUCUCAUUAGACCAGUUAAUGCUACUUUGUUUAGACGAGUUGAUGAUAUUAUUUCGACUUCUUAAGAUAUGGAUUGUAAUAACUAUGCAUACUAUCUCAUUAGACGAGUGCUUAAUGCUACUUAGUUGAAAUUUCAUG